Molecule: messenger RNA, 6387 nt
Organism: Pocillopora meandrina
Lineage: Eukaryota; Metazoa; Cnidaria; Anthozoa; Scleractinia; Pocilloporidae
Source: the annotation of a GenBank genome assembly
AUGGCUAAGAACGCCUAUCAUUGUCUGGUCCCUAGCUUACAAUCUCGUCAGCUUGGAAUCCUCUCUCCGCGGAAUUUCUCCAGGGACACUUCAGGUUCUUGUGGACUUGUGAAAAGACUCACACUACACGACAAACUUGUUCACCACGAUGGAUGUGUGAAUACACUACAUUUCAACAUGUCCGGGGACCUUCUAGCUUCUGGAAGUGAUGACUUAGAAAUCGUCAUAUGGGAUUGGGCUAAAGGCAAGAAAAAGAUAGCUUACCAAAGUGGACACUCGAGCAAUGUCUUUCAGGUGAAAUAAGCUGAGAAUUGCACACCGAGAAAAAUAAAAGAAACAUAAUUCUUAACGCUUGUUUACAUCAAUCUUGGAAAAUAUGUUGUCAUACUUAUGUGAGGCUUUCAGUUAAAUACUUUUUUUUUUGUAGGCCAAGUUUAUGCCAUACACUGGUGAUAGUACAAUAGUAAGCUGUGCUAGAGACGGGAAGGUAAAUUAAAAUUGCAUUUGCUCUUCAUUGUUAAGACAAUCAUCAUAUUAAUCCUACGUGUGAUUAUCAAAUGGAAUGAGUCAGCUGAUCAAUAUUCCUGCAUGCAUGCUUAUUUUGCUAAUCUUCCACUAAAACUGAUUACUGGCCUUUCUGGUUACCCUUACAAACUUUAGAUGGCACCUGAAACUCACAGGUAAGAUCAGGAGGCAAACUGGCCCAUGAAUUCUGCCAAUUAACUCAAUACUGAUGGUAUUUGUAUUUUACGGGUUUGCUUGUGACAAGUUACGUUUGGUCAAAGCUACUAAAUGACCAGUUUGGGUUGAAACAAUUAUUGCUGUUUCAGUAAGAUCUUAUGUAAGAACUGACCUUGGAAAUCUAUCUUAAAGUUUACAAUUUUUAACAGCUGUGAGAAAUAGCUAACAAAAUUCUAUGACUAUAUAAAUAUGGUGUCUCACAGAAAUCCUGAAAUAUCUGUUAGUUCUUAAGCAGCACUUGACCCUUUAACUCCCAAGAUCUAAUUGUUAAUUCUCCCCUCUAGCUGUUACACAUUUCCUUGUAAAUAAGCUGCAAGAAUUUGGUAUUAGAUCAAGAUAAUAAUUUCUAUUUGAGUGGCACUAUGCAAACAACCCCUUUUUCUUGCUGGUUUUUUUUUUCACUUUUUUUUAGUUGUAUUUAUUUGUGAAAUUAAGUGGGUAAGAGAUUUCUUCAUGCAUUUAAGAUUUUUAGUUUAUGAGUUGAAACAGUAUCUGUAUAUUAUGUUAUUGGUUAAUUUUAGGUACGCGUUGGUUUCCUCCAUUCCUCGAGUGAUGUUUGUAAGAAUACCAAAUGUCUUGCACAACACAAAGGAGCAGCACACAAGGUAGAGAAACUUUUUCACCAAUUUCAAUUCUUUUGUUUGUGUAAAUAUGUACUGUAAUAAGCCAGUGAGAACUCGUACAGGUGCAAAGUGGAGGCAAGUAGGCAAAAUGAAAAUGGCACUUGAUAUGUUUUGAGUGGAAGAAAAAUCGUCAAUGAAAUAUGAAGGAUGUGGAAGAGCAUAUUGAAAGAAAAACUGCAAAUCCUCUCACCCCCUUCUUCCUUUUCUCAAUUGAUAUUUGUUAUAGUGAAAGGAAGUUGUGUAAAGUUGAUAUAGUGACUCAAUUUGUGUUAUUACUAAAAGUUCCUUUCACUUAUUCUUAAGCAUUCUUAUUUUUUAAAAUUCCAGCUUUGCAUAGAGCCAGGAUCACCAUGUGAAUUUCUGACAUGUGGAGAGGAUGGAGUUAUUUUCCAUGCUGAUCUCCGAGAAGAUAAAGCUCACAAGUGAGAUAUUUAAGUUUAUGUAUAUCAAUUAAUUCUGUUUUAUACUUCCGAGUGGAAAAUGUUUGUCUUUUAAUUUACAAUUGAAAACAAUUCUUCUUCUCAGACUGUUUUGCUGUCGUGUUGAGGAGCACCGAAGAGUUCCUCUGUACACAAUCUUUAUCAAUCCUCUGAACAACUAUGAGUUUGCUGUGGGUGGCAGGGAUCAAUUUGCAAGGUGAACCAAUAUUGUUGCCAUGAAGGCAUUCCAAAAUUCCUUUUUCAAGAGAGGGUUGGGGAACCACUCUUGAUUGUCCAAAAAGACUCAUAAAUUAGUUGCUCCAAGGUAUAAUAAAUAGGUUGAAACAGAAUUUAUGGUGGAACUGGCUCAUGCGUUGACAGCCUUUCCUUGCUACCAUGGGUGUGUUUUAAAAGCCAUGCCUAUAUAUCAAGGUGGAGCUUAAGGGUAUUCUUUUCACAGGAGAGAUAAGUGGAAAGAAGAACUGUUCAGGGUUUUCAAGAAAUAUUUUAGCAGACUGAAUAAACACAGUCUUAUCUGUACUGAAGGGUCACCUGCAGGAAUGGGAGGGGGGGGGUCACUUAAUUUAUGCUGUAUUUGACCACUAAAUGUAAUAACAUUCGCUCAAAAAUACUAUUAACAUUGAGUUUCAGAGAAAAACAUGAAUCAAUCUUUACUUGAAAGGUUAUUCAAAUUUUGCUUUAGUGGGUCUGAUUUAUAUGACCAUUCAAUACAGGUGGGGGAAAAUACAAACAGGCCAUAAAGACUCACUCAAAGGUUAUCACUCAAUAGAGGUGAAAAUUACAGUGGCUGAGAGGAAACAAAUUCGGGUUUUUGACAACCAUUGGCUUAAUACAGGGUGAUCACUUAAUACAGUGCUGCUUAAUACAGAUUUGACUGUAUAGCUUAUGCAAUUGAAAUCUAGCCAGAGCAUUCUCUAAUGCCUGACAAACUCCCUGACUGCCAUGUCAUCUUGAGAACAUAGUCUUAUGAGAGAUUUUAACCAACAUUCACAGCACUAUUAAAACCUUGAAUAUUUUAAAUGUCCUUACUAUUUUUUUGAUUGCAUUUGCAGAAUUUAUGACAGAAGAAAACUCCCAGAUGUAAGGAAAUGUAAAUUAUAUUUCUGGUUGUCAUGAAAAUAUUAACCAAUUAUUCUUGGCUUAGGACAUUUACUUUUUUAAUGUUUGUUUUGAACAGGACAGUAAAGCUUCAGUGGAGCCUGUGAAACAAUACUGUCCCCAUCAUCUGGUAAGUAGUCAAAUUAAGCAUAAAGAACUUGUUGGCAUUCAGAGAACUUACAGGUAGAACUGUUGUAUAUGUCUGCUUUGUCAUCAAAAGGUCAUAAAUCAUUUUUCUCCUUAGAUGGGAAGUAAUGACAUCUUUGCCAACAUCACUUGCUUGGUUUAUUCAUAUGAUGGGACAGGUUUGUUCCUGCUGUUGUUGUUAUUUGUGAGCACAUAAUUAUGAAUGAUAUAGUUGUUCAUGUUAUCAGAUGUUUAUUGGAAGCAUGACUGAUUGUUUUUCAUCUUGCUGCAGAACUGCUUGUUAGUUACAAUGAUGAGAACAUUUACCUGUUUGAUUCAUACUCAAGGUACGACAUUAUUUAUUUUAUAUGUGAUUUCUCCAGUAAAAGAUUUUAUUUAUUUGAUUUGAAUUUUUGCAGUUAACAAGUUCUUGAGCUGUAUUAUGUUAAUUGGAAAUGUUAUGUGUGCUGUAACCACAGCUGAGGUCGCAAAGUCUUUUUUUCAGUUUUAUUCUCUUUUUUUGUUUCCAUAGUUCUGAAGCAGAAUACAUUAAAACUUACAAAGGGCACAGAAACAAUGCUACAGGUAUCAGAUGAUCGACCAUACUCAACAGUUAGAUCAAUCAACUAUCAUAGAAAGUAAAAGCAAUAAAUAUAUCAGUCAUUAAAACUUGACAACAAGCCCAUGUUUUUAUUUCUUGUUGUUUAUAAGUGCACACUGCAGGACUAUUCCCUCUCUUAACAGAUGGCAUGUUGGCUAGCCAAUCAGUUUGCAGUAAAUGUGAUGGAAUGCCAGGAGAUAAAUAGUUAAACUGAUAGAAACAACAACUUUCCAUGAUGACUGUCAUCUCUCUAGAUUCAAAGAAGAAGUUUUUGUGUUCUUUCUAGGUGUGAUACUCUUCUUUCCUUUUUUAUUUUUAGUUAAGGGGGUAAACUUUUAUGGUCCACAAAGUGAGUACAUUGUUAGUGGAAGUGACUGUGGCCACAUUUUCCUGUGGGACAAAGAAACUGAGGAAGUGGUACAAUUCCUUGAGGGAGAUAACACUGGUGUGGUAAGGGGUUUAACAACUUCUAGAUAAGACAAUGUAGACUGCACAUGCAAGUCAGGAAAGUAAAUUGAUAUAUGGUGACAGAUCUUAAAAUUCUAUUUGAUUUUUUUGUUCAGUGUAUGAAACCAAACUAUGAUUCAAGUCACUUUUUACAGGUGAACUGUUUAGAGCCACAUCCUUUUGCUCCAAUUCUGGCUACAAGUGGCCUUGACCAUGAUGUUAAGAUUUGGCUGCCAACAGCAGAAGAACCAACAAGCUUAGAUGGACUAAAGAAUGUGAGUAGCAUCAUAGUCAAUCAUAGCUUUGCAGCUUCUAUUUUAACCUGACCAAUAAAAUUUAUUAACUUAUGAUUUGUUAUCCUAGGUGAUUAAGGAAAAUGACAAAGACAGAGAAGAAGAAAGACUUCGGCCUCAUGAUCCAAUCAGUGAACACCUUUUAUGGCUUAUGAUGCAUCACAUCAGAAGAAGCCAGGUCUGUACCUUUUGUAUUUCUGUUAACCCACAAACAAUUUUUGAAGAAAAAAUACACUGAACAUAUUAGUAGUGUGUUAAGAAAAAAAUCCACAGGUCCUCUUCUAAUACUCCCUUAAAAAAUUUUCCUUUACAGACCUGCUUUGUAAAUCUUUGAAAAUUAUUGUGGAGAUCCAUUCUUUCCAGAACAUUGCCAUUAGAUUUUCUUCUAGGGCAUAGAUUCCCAGCAGCUAUUGCCCUCACAGAUCCUCACACAAAGAAUACACAAACCAGUCAUGUGGAUGGUUGAUAUUUAUUUUCUUUGCCUUUCCCUUAAAGAAUCGAGGUGAAGGUGGGGAGCAAGGCAGUGAUAGUGAGACUGCUAGUGAUGAUGAUGACGAUGAUGAAGAUGGUGAAUUGGGGAACCGAGUGCAGUGCAGUCCGUCAUGAAUGGACAUUUUAUAAUACAUCAGAUAUGUAGUAAAAUAUAAAUAUGGACAAAGAAAAAUUUGUGUUAAGUCUAGGCUUGUCUUGUGUAGAAAUGUGAAUGUGUUAGUGUAGAAUAAAUGCUUUUCAUUCGUGUAAAAUGUUGAUGUGUCAUGUAAGGUAUGCCAAAUAACAUUACAUCAUCUGAUCACUUUUCUUUAAAAGGUUUUGAAGAGUUUUGGUUCUAAAAUCAGUUCUGUUUGUUCUAAGUUUGUGAAUAUGUGUACUGGUUUCAAAGAGAUUGUUUGUGAAUGGUUUCAAAAGGAUUGCCCUUUUUUCUUCUUUUUUUUCUUAUUCUGAAUGUUCCACCAACCAAACUAUGUAUAAGGUGCAAAGCCUUUCAACCAACUGAUUUAACUCUCUACAAAGAGUAUAUUUUUUGUUACAUGUGAACAUCCAUACAAUUUUGCAGACAUAAAAGUAACUAAGUAUUAAUAAAGGUAGACAUGCCUAUUACUUGGUAACUAUUUUUAAAAUUUGAAGAACCACUUUCAAUUUUUUUGGACAAUUUUUUGUUUCAAUUUAUUGUAAUUAUUCAUCAGAAGUCAGGAGUUCAUUGGCAGAAGUCUGUGAGAUGUCCAAGAAAUACCUUUCAGUGGUAGUCUUUACACUUAGCAGACAAAAUUAAUCCCAAUGUUCAUAUACUACCUGAACUGUUUUUGUUCCAGUGGGUUUUUUUUCUAUAACUAUUUAUUAAUUUGUUUUUUGUUAAAUUGCUCACCAAUCAGUUCAGUGUUACUCAGUUGGUAGAUCAUCUGAAUGUGAAAUCAGAAUGUUGGUGCAUAAUUUUUUCUUAGGCCAGCUCUCAUUACAAAUGUUUGAAGUGUUUCUUCUUUCUUUAGAACUACAUUUCACUUUAAAUUUGAAAUGUAAUCACAUUUUGGUGCACUAUUCUUGUUAACAUGGCAAUGGUUGAUGAGGAAAUUCUAACUAAUUAUGGUCAACAAAGUGUUCAAACAUGUCUUGUUACAAAUUUAAAGUGGUUGUCCAGUUUGUAAAAAGACAUCUAAGCAACAAAUCAGUUCUUCGUUCAGAGUAUAAACUUGAAGCUGACUUGUCAAUCCAGCUUUAUCCACAGCCUGAGAAAGGACUAACCAUAAGUUGAAUUUUUUCAGGAAAAAUGAAAAUCCAGGUUUUGUACUUACCUCAGGUAUGAUUAACAAUUGAACGUCGGUGUUUUUGUCAGUACUAACCAGCCCAAAUUUCUUUCUUUAAAAACUUUGUUUAGCUUGAUGGUAAACCUUUGUAUAUUGAAGAUUUCUUGGAUGCAAAUCAUGUUGAUUGUUUUCAAAAUUUGCAUCAAGUUUGUAGAAACAUGUUGUAGCAUAAAUUAAGUGCCCAGCACUGAAAGUAAAAUUAAAUAUUAAGAGGGUGCU